AUGCGCCGUAGCCCCGGAAAGCGGCCCGCGAAGACGUACGAGCGCCCGGGCCUCAGCGAAGACGAGAUCGAGGAGAUCCGCGAGGCGUUCAACCUCUUCGACACGGACGGCUCCGGCACCAUCGACCCCAAGGAGCUCAAGGCGGCCAUGCAGUCCCUCGGCUUCGAGGCCAAGAACCAGACCAUCUACCAGAUGAUCGGCGACAUCGACAAGGACAACUCGGGCACCAUCGACUUCGAGGAGUUCCUCGACAUGAUGACGGCGAAGAUGUCCGACAAGGACACGCGCGCCGCCGCGCGCGAGGACAUCCAGAAGGUGUUCAACCUCUUCGACGACGACCAGACGGGCCACAUCACGCUCCGCAACCUCAAGCGCGUGGCGAAGGAGCUCGGCGAGACCAUGUCGGACGCGGAGCUCAUGGAGAUGAUCGAGCGCGCGGACACCGACAACGACGGCGAGAUCUCCCCCGACGAGUUC
Aureococcus anophagefferens is the source of this 477-nucleotide messenger RNA. RefSeq lists its product as hypothetical. Gene Ontology annotation, molecular function: calcium ion binding. The transcript is spliced from 2 exons. Gene Ontology annotation, cellular component: centrosome; centriole. The annotation marks the transcript as partial. The record is from RefSeq and is a predicted model, not a curated record. NCBI's taxonomy places the organism in Eukaryota, Pelagophyceae, Pelagomonadales, Pelagomonadaceae. Gene Ontology annotation, biological process: centriole replication; mitotic cell cycle.